Messenger RNA from Musa acuminata subsp. malaccensis (wild Malaysian banana), 1136 nucleotides. Its product is annotated as GDSL esterase/lipase At1g28590-like. Lineage: Eukaryota; Viridiplantae; Streptophyta; Magnoliopsida; Zingiberales; Musaceae. Gene Ontology annotation, molecular function: hydrolase activity, acting on ester bonds. The record is from RefSeq and is a predicted model, not a curated record.
AUGGCCUUCAACGCCAAUCUUCUCCUCGUCACGGCAUUCCUGUGUCUUCUGAGCGUCCACCAUGGACGCGCCUGCUUCCCGGCCAUCUUCAGCUUCGGCGACUCGCUGCAGGACACCGGAAACUUCAUCAACACCUUUGCCAACACCACCAUCAGCAAGCAUCCAUGGGGCAUCACCUACUUUCAUAAGGCGACGGGCCGCUACAGCGAUGGCCGUCUGAUCAUCGACUUCAUCGCACAAGCGCUUGGGCUGCCGCUGGUGCCGCCGUAUCGUGGAGGAGGAACUUUCUCACGUGGAGCCAACUUCGCCUUCGGAGGGGCCACGGCGCAGGACCGGAAAGCCUUGGCCGGUCUUGGACUUAAUGUUACUAGCUUUAUGGACAGGUCCUUGUUCGUCCAGAUUGGCUGGUUCAAGGAUCUGCUUAAAUCCGUGCCAUCCCUUGCGGAUCGCACGUUCUUGGGCAACUCGCUGUUCAUGAUGGGAGAGAUCGGAGGCAAUGACUUCAACGCGGCGUUGUCCCAGAACAAGCCGAUAGAGAACAUAAAAAAUGCAUUUGUUCCCGGUGUGGUCCGAACGAUCAGCUCCGGUAUCACUACUUUAAUCGAGCUCGGCGCCAAGAACUUCAUCGUUCCCGGAAACCUACCGAUUGGCUGCAUUCCGGCGUGGCUGUCAAAGUAUAAGAGAUCAGAUCCUGGUUACUACGAUGCAAACGGAUGCAUCAAAUGGUUGAACGACUUCUCGCAGUAUUACGGCAGCAAGCUGCAGGAUGAGCUGAACAAGCUCAAGAGAGCUCAUCCGGAAGCGAACAUCUACUAUGCUGAUUACCAUGGCGCCGGAAUGAGGUUGUUCUCCAAUCCAAAACAAUUCGGUAUUGCAGAACGAUUCGUUGCUUGCUGUGGAGGCAAUGGUCAUGGGUGCGAUGAGACUGGACCUGUUUGCAGCAAUCCAUCAACCUUUGCCUCUUGGGAAGGAUUCCACCCAACCGAGGCAUUUUAUCAUGCCGUUUCUGAUGGACUCAUCAGCGGGCCAUUUGCUAUUCCUUUGUUGAAGCAAACCUGCUCAAAGCAUGCUCAAAAGAGAGCUUACACGUUGCAUUAUUAGCCAUGACACAUGAUAAGUAGACCAAAAGAUGCAAA